Yamadazyma tenuis ATCC 10573 is the source of this 1846-nucleotide messenger RNA. RefSeq names its product deoxycytidine monophosphate deaminase (gene DCD1). Gene Ontology annotation, molecular function: hydrolase activity; zinc ion binding. The record is from RefSeq and is a predicted model, not a curated record. Lineage: Eukaryota; Fungi; Ascomycota; Pichiomycetes; Serinales; Debaryomycetaceae. Gene Ontology annotation, cellular component: cytoplasm.
GCAAACCUUCAUCUACAUAACACAAUGUUGAUAGGGAUUUCAGGAACUACAAGCAGCGGCAAGACCGAGAUUGCUCGAUACCUUACGUUCCAAGGGUUCACACAUAUUUCCAUCAUGGACUAUAUCGCCUCCAAAUCCCCUGAAACCUCCUCAAAUGACGUGUACACCUCGUCGAUGGAAGCGCAUCAGUUUCCAACUUUGGAUGCUCUUGUAGACCAUGUCACCGCCAAUUGGCGCACGAACUUUGUGCUCCGUGAUAUCACCUCGCUACACGUUCUCCAUGCCCUCCAGAAGCGCCCAUUUUUCCUUCACAUCGCCGUGGACGCUCCUAUAAAAUUACGGUACCAGCGAUAUAAAUCCAAACACAACUCGAAAGUUACACUCGAAGAGUUUGUGGAUGCCGGGGACACGGCCCUGUUUGCAGCCGGCAACCCGUUAGCUGAGAUCAACGGGCUUGCUGACAUCAACAUCAUCAACACGUCGAGUUCCAUCAAAGACCUCUUCAUCAAGCUCUCGGAGCUCAAUCUAUUCGAUCAGUCGCGGUUAAGACCAACAUGGGACGCGUACUUUAUGAGACUCGCCGACUUGGCGGCGUUGCGGUCCAACUGCAUGAAGCGUCGCGUAGGGUGUGUACUUGUGCGAGGCAAUAGAGUCAUUGCCACUGGAUAUAAUGGCACUCCUCGUCACUUGACCAACUGCAACGAAGGAGGGUGCGAGAGAUGUAACAAAGGGCAAGGAAGUGGAGCCGGGCUUUCCACGUGCCUUUGCUUGCAUGCCGAAGAAAAUGCGUUAUUGGAGAGUGGUAGAGAUAGGAUCAAUGAGGGAAGUGUCUUGUACUGUAACACCUGUCCGUGCUUAACAUGUGCAAUCAAGAUUGUGCAGAGUGGCAUCACCGAGGUUGUGUACGCACAGAGCUACUCGAUGGAUCUGGCGACGGAACGGGUCAUGGGCGAGGCCCGUAUCGUGUUGCGGCAGUACGAGCCCCCAAGAGACGGAGUGAUUAUUUAGGCACCUCCUCCAGUUCAUUACCUUCACAGUCCAGCUCACCUUCACAGCCCAGCUCACCUUCACUACCCUGACUACAGACAAUAGCAAACGCCAUUCUAUUAGACUAAAUAAAUACCACCUCUCAGUGCCGUCUUAAAUCUCCUUGUACUGGUAUGGACCUGGCUUCUCUUCAGCAGCCACCUCAAUUGUCUCCAACACUUCUCCUCCAUAACUCAACUCGGCCUUCAUCACACUUCCAGGAUUAAUAGGACCCACUCCCUUUGGUGUUCCCGUCAAAAUCAAGUCUCCUUUUUGCAAUGUCAUAAUCGUUGACAUAUGCGACAAGAUCUUGUGGAUCGGGAAAAGCAUCAAAUCAGUUUUAUCAUGUUGUUUGGUCACUCCGUCCACUGAAAGCGACAAGGUCACAUUGUAGGGAUCAGGAAUUUUGCUCUUGGGAAUGAAGUUCGACAUGGGCAAAAAGGUGUCGAAUCCUUUUCCAAUGGACCAUGGUAAACCUUUCUUUUUGGCUUCAUCCUGAACAUUUCUAGCAGUCAUGUCGAUGGCCACGGCGUAGCCAUCAAUGGAUUCGAGAGCUUCCUCGGCCGAGAAGUCGGGUGACAAGUUCUUCAAGUCUCGGUUCAACGUAAAGGCAAGUUCUACUUCAUAGUGAGCGACAGUUCCUCGAGGGAUCAAGAGGGCCCCUUCACCAGGCCGUAAAAUUGCCGACAGUGGCUUCAAGAAGAAAAACGGCUGUUGAGGUUUAGCAUUGUUGAGCUCCAGAAUAUGGGCCGCAUAGUUUCUGCCGAUACACAAGAUCUUUCUGGCGUUGUCUAAGUAUUUAAGUGACAUUUGGUACAGU